AACAUCUUCCAAGUAUACACACCUACACAAGAACGAUAAACAACAAAAAGAGAAAAAAGCCAUUUUUCUUGAUCAUUUCUUCCAAGUGAUGAUCAAACGGUCCACGAUAUACAUACAUGGAAGCAGAACAUGGACAAGGAGCAAUGAUGAGCUCAGGCCAGCUGCCAGUGGGAUUUAGGUUUAUGCCAACAGAUAAGGAGUUGGUCACUCACUAUCUAAUGAACAAGGUGUUUGAUAGGCCUGUGCCAGCUGCUGAGGCAAUUCAGGACAUUGAUGCAACCCAAUUCUACAGCACCCAUCCGAAGAAUCUAGUGACAUUCUCCUGUGGAGAGAGAGAGUGGUUCUUCUUUAUCCAUGAAGACGACGAAAAUUGCAGUGCAAGUGCCCAAGGAAGAAAAAAUAUUCGAGUAGUUGGAAAUGGGGUAGGGUUUUGGAAACCAAAUGGAUCAGAAAACCCUAUCCACAAUGAAGAUGGCAAUGUCUAUGCCUCCAAGAUCUUUCUCACUUACUUUUCUGGAAGUCUAAGGAAAGCAAAGAAAACACAUUGGAAAAUGGUGGAAUACCAUUUGCACUCAGACUCUCACACGGAAGAAGAGUACCAAGUGCAGAGAAGAGAAUGGGUAUUGGGCCGACUGAAAAGAGGAAAUGCUUACAAUGGUCUUUGAGGAUUUGCGGAUUAUUAUUAUUUUUUUAAUAUUUCUUAA
Molecule: messenger RNA, 704 nt
Organism: Prunus mume (Japanese apricot)
Lineage: Eukaryota; Viridiplantae; Streptophyta; Magnoliopsida; Rosales; Rosaceae
Source: RefSeq, a predicted model, not a curated record